Nelumbo nucifera (sacred lotus) is the source of this 4599-nucleotide messenger RNA. RefSeq names its product Peptidase M28 family protein. Lineage: Eukaryota; Viridiplantae; Streptophyta; Magnoliopsida; Proteales; Nelumbonaceae. The record is from RefSeq and is a predicted model, not a curated record. Gene Ontology annotation, molecular function: carboxypeptidase activity.
AGUAUGAUACGAGCGAGCGAUAACACCACAUAUCUGGAACCUUGUGUUAUCAAGCCAUGUGGUUCUGCAACCACAUUUGUCUGUCCAGGUGGGCUCUCCUCCUAAGCCAUGUCCAUCCCAGAUGUGUGCUAUCAGAUGAGAGCGCUUUUUGCCUUCAAGCUUAAAGAGCAAUCCAGGCAUUUUUCGCUUUUGCGCUUAAAAGUAGAAAGAAAUCUUCCGAGUUCAAAAUACACAGAACAGAGACUGAGACACAACCACACCCAACUUAAUAUGACAUCCUUACAGGAGAGACGCUCAAUGCCCACAAAACCAUCUAUGUUUAGAAUCAACUCCACCGCCACCGCGCUACUCAUAGCCACCACCUCUCUCUCGAUCCUCCUCUUCAUCAUCACUUCCCCGCCCCCACCUCCCAAAUCGUCCUAUUACUCUCUAUACAUUUCCAAGUCCCUCUCUGACAACGCCACCAUAUCACAGCACCUCUUCGCCCUCACCCGCCGACCCCAUGUCGCCGGCUCCGAGGCCAACGCCGAAGCCGCCGCUUACGUCCUUUCCACCUUCAAUUCCUACAAUCUCCGAUCACAUAUCGUAUCCUAUGACGUGUCCCUCACGUACCCUCUAUCGAGGACCUUAAAACUGACACGCCCACCACCGGACCCAGCAACUACAUUCGACCUCCGUCAGGAAAUAUACCCCGGCGACCCGUAUCCCGACGUGGCGAACGAAGUUCUACCCACCUUCCACGCGUACGCCAAAUCGGGUACUGCAGCGGGAUUUGCUGCGUACGUGAAUUAUGGACGCGUGGAGGAUUACGUGACAUUGAAAGAAAUGGGAGUUAAUGUAUCGGGUGCUGUAGUUUUGGCCAGGUACGGCGAGAUAUACCGAGGCGACAUCGUAGAGAAUGCAUACGAAGCAGGCGCCGUUGGGGUAGUAGUGUUUACUGAUAGGAAGGACUACGGCGGAGGAGCAAGUCAUAGGUGGUUUCCGGAUGACAAAUGGAUGCCUCCAAGUGGGGUCCAGGUGGGCACCGUGUACGGUGGCGCCGGUGAUCCUACGACGCCGGGGUGGCCUAGUACUAGUCCUUGUGAGAGGCUGUCCAAUAAUGAAGUUGAGAGGCGAGGAGAUGUCCCGCUUAUACCGUCCUUACCCGUAUCGGCAGCGGAUGGUGAUAUAAUCAUGAGAUCCAUCGGUGGACAAGUAGCAAAUGAUGAUUGGCAGGGCAGCGCAGAUGCACCGCUUUACAGGGUUGGAACUGGGCCUGGUUUUCUGAAUCUCAGCUACACUGGAAAUCAAAUCAUAGCUACUAUCCAAAAUGUUAUUGGUGUGAUCGAAGGUGCAGAAGAACCCGAUCGAUUUGUUAUUUUGGGUAACCACCGAGAUGCUUGGACCUUUGGUGCAGUCGACCCUAACAGUGGAACUGCAGCAUUACUAGAGAUAGCUCGAAGACUAGGGAAGCUACAGAAGAAAGGGUGGAAACCUAGACGAACAAUUGUCUUGUGCAAUUGGGAUGCUGAGGAGUAUGGCUUGGUAGGGUCAACAGAAUGGGUUGAAGAGAAUAGGGAAAUGCUAGCUUCAAGGGUUGUUGCUUAUUUGAAUGCCGAUUGUGCAGUCUCUGGCUCAGGAUUUCAUGCCUCUGCGACUCCUCAGCUUGAUGAACUACUCAAACAAAUCACUCAACAGGUUCAUGACCCAGAUAAUUCUUCACAAACAGUAUAUGGAUCAUGGAUCGGUACAAGGGAUUCCCCAGUGAUUGGGAGGCUAGGAUCCGGUGGUUCAGAUUAUGCAGCUUUUGUCCAGCAUGUUGGAGUUCCAUCUGUGGACAUGUUCUUUGGGGGAGCAUACCCUGUCUACCACUCAAUGUACGAUGCUUUUGUUUGGAUGGAGAAAUUUGGUGACCCAAUGUUCCAUAGGCAUGUAGCAGUGGCAAGCAUCUGGGGAUUACUUGCUCUUAAACUUGCCGAUGAGGAAUUCUUGCCUUUUAAUUAUCUUUCCUAUGCAUGUGAGCUGCAGAAAAGUGCAAAAGAAAUAGAAGAUGAGGUUUCUGGAAAAGGUGUCACUGUCAUUCCAUUGUACAAGUCCAUUGGCAAACUCAAGAAAGCAGCAACCAAAAUCAAAAGCCAAAUAAAGGCAUUAGAAGAAAGCAGUGGUUGGAGUUCAAUGUGGAAGAAGGACCCCAUCAAAGUGAGAGAGCUCAAUGACAGGUUAAUGAUGGCAGAGCGAGCAUUUACAGACAAAGAUGGACUGUUUGGAAGACCAUGGUAUAAGCAUUUGAUCUACGGUCCAUCAAAGCAUGAUGAUUACGGAUCUAAAUCAUUUCCGGGGAUAGAUGAUGCCAUUGAAAAGGCUAAAAGCUUGAACACAUUAGAAGCAUGGCGGUUUGUACAGCAUGAAGUUUGGAGGGCCUCUAGAGUUGUCACACAUGCAUCACUUGUCCUAAGUGGUGAAUUCACAUGAAUGAGUUCUAUGAUCAUCUCAUGCAUUUUAUUAUAGAAAUGCAAUCUUCUACGGAUUCUACUAACUUUUAUCAGUCGUUUUUAUGGUUAUAAUUUUAAUUGAAAUCGUUCAUUGAGCUAACAAAAAGGUCAGGUUCAUGUUCAUCAUUAGCUGUUUCUUUUUACAAUCUUGUCCUGAUCGAAGGAGCAAGUAUUGGUAUGCAGCGAUGCAGCAUGCUUUGUUGGGUCUUAAAUAUACAAAGCUAACUUCUGAGUCCUGACCAGUACUGUCCAACUCGGACUGGACACAAAAUCAUUUUGGUCAUUCCAUUAGUUGAGAACACUGCUUAUAUAAUUCAUGGUUGAGUUCUAACUUAAAACAACCCAACCAUCCGUUGAAGUCCGAGUUUGAGAACACUGCUUCUAAUUAUGGAAUCGUAAUUUAACAUGCUCUUGGUCACUUAUGAUGAGUUUAACACUCCUGACCUAACAUUUACAUUCUUGAUAAUGUUUCAUUCUCUGUGAGAGCUACUAAUUAAUGUUGGACUAGAAAUUUAGAAUUCAUUAGAGCAGAACAAAGGAAUGUUGCAGAGCAAAGGCUAUCUUCUAAUCCCAACUGUCAUUGGAUGAUUAUGUCAUCAGUGUAGGGAUUACUGACAUUGUCUUCUUACUUUUUAGUUGUUACCCAUCUUGAACAGUGAUGCCAAAACCUUGCAGCAGCCUUAAUCCCUGAUGUCAAUAAGGAAAAAGAAAUUUCUGAUGUCGCAUCAUGGUGCUAGUCAAGUUCUUUUUUUUUUUCUUUGUUCUGUAAAACAGAAAUAUUUCCAAACCCAUAGAUCAUUUACCGGAUCAGUGGUAGAAGUUAGACCGAUCAGAUCAAAAGUCAAGAAAAAGAUAGUAAUGGAAUCAGCAUUCAGAGAGGUCUCUCUCCCUGACAUGUUCCAUGAAAUAUAGAAGCUCUUGAUCCUUCCUAUCCAACUACUCAAGGAGAGGACUAUAUAUAUUCAUCUCCUGACUUGACCUGCUGCAAACACCAAUUACCUGUUACUCUGAUAAAAAUCCUCCGGUGCUAUUUGCAUCAUGAUAUGUGAUCCUUUUCUUGUUUUCCCUUGCUGUGUUUCCCUACCUUUCCUUUCGGACCAAACACAGCCUUAUAAAAUGCCUCCCAGAAAACUCUGUUACCGUCGUACAUAAAAAUGAGCCAUCCAUACAUUUACGUUUCGCUUUACCUUGUUACCCAUAAACAGCAGGAUAAGGGCCGGAUAAGGUGUCACGGGCUCACAGGAUACAGAACUUACACCAACAAUCGAAAUAUACAACAAGAUAAUAAUAGGCAUAUAGAUCCCCUGAUUAUCUUUACUUCCAUACCUUGAUUGCACACCACUACUGCUUGAUAUCAAGAGUCUCUGAAGGCAGAGAGAGAGAGUGUAGCACGACGGCAACCUGCAGUGAACCCCAAAUAAAUUUGGAUUCAUUCUACUCUGCGCUUGAUUUCGAUUUCAAUUUCAGUGAACUGCGAGCUGUUUAGAUUCAACAGACAGCAAACUAGAAAACAAAGGCAAGGACUUUGAGGUUAGGGCUUAGGGGUGUUCUUUCCUCCUACGAGAUGUGGGUAGAGUCAUGCGAACCCCUCCAACUCCAAUCCAGAUUGCUUAUUUUACCAAAUUGCCCCUCAAUCGAUCACCAUUGUUACAUGUAGUCUAUACCAUAACAUAUCAGCGAUCAAGGAUAUUAUGUCCUACCAAUCCAUCCAUCCAACGGUUUUAGCUCAAAGAGGAUAACAUCGUAUCAAUCUCUGGUGCUCUCUUUUGUACAUUAAUGAUUCUCGGUUUUCUUCUGGUUCUGGACUGGAGUCUAUUUAUUAUUUUAUUUCCAAUUUUCCAUUAUUAGGCACAAGAGUGAACCCAUCGUUAUCCCGUCCAAACUCCGCAAGUCCGCAUUCGAGUAAUGGUUAUACUGGAUGGAUAGAUCAAGAGAAUAUCCAGAGUGCCCCUAGGGUUCGCUCAAAUCGUGAAUCAUCUUCGAUCAGAUGGUUAGGGCCAUUAGAGGACACGACCAACGGAAAGAUAAGCUCAGAAUUCAGAAGCGGAAAAAAAAAAGACAACAGAAAAAUAGGAAAGAAGAAGAAAAUUCGUACGAAGAGUAGCAGCUGCAGAUGGAACAAUAUUUA